UUUGCCAAUUCCCUAUCCCGUAUUCCCGUGCUCCCCCCCGGCCGCCGCCAAAACCAGUCCACCUCUCUCUCUCUCUCUCUCUCUCUCUCUCUCAGCUCCGGCCGCCGCUGCUCCCCGCCGGCAUUCGGUCCUGCAGGUUGCAGUGCAUGGUAUAACUGAGGUUGACAGCUUGACGUGGACCGAGUCCUGGUCUAAAGUAAGCCCUGAGACCAUCCUACCCGCGCCCGUCACAGCUUCUCGUGGACCGAGUCCACGGCACACCGGCCGCCAUGGACCGCGAGGCGCUCCGCAUGGUAUGGUCGCCGCAGUUCUGGCGGAUGGCCGUCCUCUGGGCCCUCUCCCUCCUCUACUCCUACGUCCUCGUGUUCCUCCGCGGCCGGGCGGCCGCCCCUCGUCGGCGGCGGCCGCGCCCCGCCGAAGGCCGCUGCCCCGUCUGCGUCGUCACCGGAGCGACGUCGGGGCUGGGCAGGGCGGCGGCGGCGGCGCUCGCGCGGGAGGGCUACCACGUCGUGCUUGCUGGACGUUCCAUGCAGUUCUUAUACGAGACUGUUCAAGAUAUUCAGAGGCAACAGCCAGAGGCCCAUCUCAAAGUGUUCCAGCUUGACUUAGCAUCUUUCAAGUCAAUUAAGAAGUUUGGAAGUUCUCUGAAGCAAUGGGUUCAGGAGAUAAAUUUGGAGCCUUCUAUUCAGCUUUUGGUAAAUAAUGCUGGAAUAUUAGCAAAGUCACAUCGAAUUACUGAGGAUGGCCUUGAUGAGAUGAUACAGACAAACUACAUUGGUCCAUUUAUGCUGACCAACAUUCUUUUACCAUUACUGAAGAAGAGCUCAGUACCAUCUCGAGUGGUUAAUCUAACUUCUUUCACACACAGGUGUGUGUCAGGUAUUGAUGUAUGUGAGGAUGCAUUGAGAGGGAUGAAAUUUGGCCGGUGCUCAGUAGGGGGAAGUUACCCCUUAGCUUCUACUUAUGAGUAUACCAAGCUUUGCAUGCUGAUGUUCUCAUAUGAGCUACAUCGACAUCUUCACAUGUCAUCUGGUGUCUCUGUAAUUGCUGCUGAUCCUGGUGUCGUGGAAACAAAGAUCAUGCGAGAGCUUCCUCAAUGUCUCUCUUGGUUCGCAUUUUUGGCUCUGCGCUCCCUUAGACUCCUGCAGGAACCUGAUACAGGGGUUGGUGCUGUCCUCGAUGCUGCUUUGGCGCUGCCUGACGAAUCUGGGAAGUAUUUCUUUGGUGGGAAAGGGAAAACAAUCAGAUCCUCCCGUCUAUCCUAUGACACAGAAGUAGCCAAGAAGCUGUGGGCAGAAUCGUCAGCGGUGUUCAAGGAGCUGCAGCUUAGAGGAGGUGAUUUUGGGGAUAGUUAAAGAGUAUACUACAUACAUAUAGACAAGUCUGACACCCUUUUUUUUGUAUGGUCCCAUUUUGGGUGGCCCUUCCUUUUAGCUUACUGAAAUUUUUGGUCCUAUAGACAUGAGGCAGACUGGCAGAGCAAGGAAGGUCUUUGUUCUGUAGGCGCAGCCACCUGUUAACUGAAAACCAGCAAUUUUAAGGCAUCCUUUUGAAGGGAUACAAGCUGGUAAUAUCACAUCCAUUUGUGUUGUUGCCUGCCUCCGAUGUGAAAGGAGACGUUGAAUACGGGAUGAAGCUAAUGCUAGCGUUGAGCAAAUGCAGUAAAUGAGAAAAAAAAA
Messenger RNA from Sorghum bicolor (sorghum), 1679 nucleotides. Its product is annotated as retinol dehydrogenase 13. Lineage: Eukaryota; Viridiplantae; Streptophyta; Magnoliopsida; Poales; Poaceae. The transcript is spliced from 9 exons. Bases 270 to 1355 code for a protein of 361 amino acids. The record is from RefSeq and is a predicted model, not a curated record.